UGUCCAACCAACUGUCCACCUGGACCAAAAGGUCCUCAGGGCCUACAGGGAGUGAAGGGACAUAAAGGUCGCUCUGGGGUACUGGGAGAUCCAGGAAGCAUUGGAAAAUUGGGCAUAAAGGGCGAAUUCGGCAUCUCCGGUGAACAAGGAAUACCAGGCCCUCCAGGUCCACAGGGUCUGAGAGGGUAUCCAGGAAUGGUGGGGCCCAAAGGCGAGUCGGGACCACGUGGUUAUAAAGGGAUUUUAGGACCAAUCGGCAUCCCUGGACGCCCUGGUGAAGAGGGACCCCAAGGACCACCUGGAGAGCCUGGUGACAAAGGCGAAAUUGGAGAGCGUGGAGUUCGAGGGCCUCAGGGGGUGGUCGGAAAGAAGGGAGAGAAUGGUCUUCCAGGAAUUGAUGGAAAAGAUGGCACUCCUGGUAUCCCAGGAAUAAAGGGAGCUGCAGGACAAAAUGGAAGACCUGGAGCCCCUGGGCAUCAGGGAGAUGCUGGUUUGCCUGGUAUGCCUGGAGCCAAGGGUGAAAUUGGAGUUAAGGGUGAGACCGGACCCAGAGGCUCGAUGGGAAUGCAGGGUUCUCCGGGACCUCAAGGAGAGCCUGGUCCUCCAGGGGAAGCUGGCAUGGAGGGAGUACCAGGACCAAAGGGUGACAGGGGCGAAAGAGGAGCAGUUGGGCCUUCUGGUAUUGUUGGCUUGCCUGGCAGUAAGGGAGAGAGGGGACCCAUGGGCGUCCCAGGUGCUCAGGGUCUAACUGGAACUAAGGGUGACAAGGGAUUCCAAGGCAAAGUGGGAUCAAAGGGAGACGUUGGUGAUCCUGGAGUAGAGGGAUUGGCUGGGGAGAAAGGAGAGAAGGGACAAUCUGGGGAGCCUGGACCCAAGGGACAGCAAGGUGUGACCGGCGAUCAAGGGCACAACGGUCCUACCGGAGACCCCGGUAAACCAGGAGACCAGGGUCCUUCAGGCUUACCCGGUCCACGUGGCCUGCACGGAGAAAGAGGAGUUCCAGGGAUGCCAGGAAUACAAGGAGCACCUGGUCGUGAUGCUACAGAUCAGCACAUCAUUGACGUGGUCCUGAAGAUGCUUCAAGAGAAGUUAGCGGCAUUAGCGGUGAGCUCUAAGAGAGCCGUGCUGGGUGGAGCUGGUGUGAUGGGACCUCCAGGUCCUCCAGGACCACCUGGACCUCCAGGACCUCAGGGACCUCAUGGACUGACAGGCGGCCGUGGCAUUCCUGGCAUAAUCGGGGGCUCAGGCCAGAUAGGAAACACCGGCCUUAAAGGGAAGAGGGGUGCAAAGGGAGAGAGAGGAGAUCCUGGACGUCCACAUCCUGGCCAACCGGGACCACCUGGACUGCCAGGUCCUCCAGGUCUUGACGGUGUUGCACGUGACGGUAGGCCAGGCGAGCGAGGACCCCAGGGUGCAGUGGGUGAGCCAGGCCGUUCUGGAAAAGCUGGUCCUUCUGGUCUUCCUGGAUAUUGUGAAGCAGCUGCAUGUUUGGCAGCGUCCGCCUACACUUCUCCCAGAUUACAAGAGGCGGGAACAGUAAAGGGCCCAUCCACUUAAAUCAAGCCCUCUACUGGGGCAUAAGAACAUCUGGGAGAGAAAGAGAGAGUCAGAAAGAAACAAAGAAAGGGGGAGAAGCAUGGAAAGAGGGGCGCACAGGCCUACUCUUCAAUGGACACAUUGUGAGGGGGGAGGGAACAGCUGCUGCUUGAUAUUGUGAACUUUUUGUAUGUAUUAGGAUUGUUAAUAUAUGAUUUGACAUCUGCGGAAAGGAAGUGAUAAGUUGGCAAUGUCAGCCGCUGCUGCUCUGUCCAACCUCACAGUACAGAGAGAUGUGAGAACAUUGCCAGUGACAUCACUGAUGACAUCAUCAUCGUGCACCCAGGACUAGAAGAACUAUGAGAAUGACAUUCAAAAGGUGCUGUGUUUUUUUUUUUUUUUUUACUAUUAUCAUGUUUCUGAUCCAAACUCCUAAAAGAUAAAGGAUGAUGGUGAGAUUUUUAAAUGCCAGGAAAUUCCCCUAUAAUUGAACCAAUAAAAAGUAUUCAAAGCUACUUUAUUAAAAGAUUCAUUUACCUUGUGCUGCUUCAGUGAACAUCUUGCCCGGCUCGAGCUGAUACCUCACGUGUACAUCAAGUUCCUGUUUGUAUUGUGCUCGUCUCCGCCAUGAAGCAAUGCCUUUGAUCUGCUCUUCUAGGUUAGAUGGUGACGUGCUCCCAUUAACUUUAUCCUCGAUUCCAUGCUGUAAAUCUUUGUAAAUGUGUAUUAAUUUUGUAUGGACAGGGUGGGUUUAGAAUAUAAAACAGAUCCAGAGCUAAUGAAUUUAAUCAGCGUUCAGGACUCCAAACAAUGCUCAGUCUUUCUGGUCAGUUACAAACCUGUAUGCCACUUUGAACAUACUGUGUGUCAUGUACUUAGAGAAGAACUGAUUAUCUUCAUUAAGACUAUUUAUUGUUCUUUUUUGGUUCGUCUGUAAACACUCAAGUUUUCUUGCUGAUUGUUCAGAAUUACCCCAAUCAAUAAAGAGGAACGUUUUGUAAAACUCAAUGUUCUUCUGUAUCGUAAAACAUCUGAGAGACAACUUUGAAAGAACU
Messenger RNA from Puntigrus tetrazona (Sumatra barb), 2591 nucleotides. RefSeq names its product collagen alpha-2(IX) chain-like. NCBI's taxonomy places the organism in Eukaryota, Metazoa, Chordata, Actinopteri, Cypriniformes, Cyprinidae. The record is from RefSeq and is a predicted model, not a curated record. The transcript has 22 exons. The annotation marks the transcript as partial.